This is a messenger RNA of Pistacia vera, 2646 nucleotides long. RefSeq names its product TORTIFOLIA1-like protein 4. The transcript is spliced from 5 exons. The coding region runs from base 89 to 2116 and encodes 675 amino acids. NCBI's taxonomy places the organism in Eukaryota, Viridiplantae, Streptophyta, Magnoliopsida, Sapindales, Anacardiaceae. Gene Ontology annotation, molecular function: microtubule binding. The record is from RefSeq and is a predicted model, not a curated record. Gene Ontology annotation, cellular component: microtubule.
CACUCUUCACCAAAACGGUCCACUUCAAUGCCAAAACACUGAACCAAAGAGACUGUGCAAAAGUUCACGCACAAAAAUCGAAAUCAGAAUGGCUUUGGAAAAACGAUCCUCUCCGACUCAGAGUCCAUCUCCUCCUUCGACUCAAGAUCUCAAGCAACGAGUCAUAACGUGCCUCAACAAACUUGCCGACCGCGACACGCUGAAGUUAGCGACGAUCGAGCUGGAGUCCAUCGCCAAAACCUUAACUCAAGAUUCGUUCUCCUCGUUUCUCAGCUGCUUACAAAACACUGAUUCGUCUUGCAAGUCUCAGGUUCGGAAACAAUGCGUGAACCUACUGACUCUGCUUUCCGAGUCGCACGGAAACUCUCUCUCGCCGCAUCUCCCCAAAAUGAUUGCAACGCUCGUCCGCCGGUUACGGGACCCGGAUUCGUCCGUGAGAUCCGCAUGCAUUGUUGCAACGACUGCCAUGUCAUCACACAUCACGAAACCGUCGUUUUCGGUGGUGUCGAGACCGUUGAUUGAAUUGAUACUAGUGGAGCAGGACGUGAACUCGCAGGUCGGCGGAGCGAUGUGUUUGUCGGCGGCGAUAGAGGCGGCUUCGAAUCCGGAAGUGGAGCAGUUGAGGAAGCUGUUGCCGAGACUGGGGAAGGUGGUGAAGAGCGAGGGGUCUAAAGCGAAAGCUGCGGUGUUGGGAGUGAUAGGAAGUGUUGUUGAAGUUGGUGGAGCGAGAAACAAGGGAGUGUUAGAUUGGCUGGUGCCGUUCGUUCGGGAGUUUUUGAGUUGUGAUGAUUGGGCAUCCAGAAAGGCCGCUGCCGAGGUGUUGGGAAAGGUGGCUUUCGUUGAGAAGGACUUAGCCUCAGAGUACAAAAACGCGUAUUGGGCGGCUCUGGAAAGUAGAAGAUUUGAUAAGAUAAAGAUUGUUCGAGAGACGAUGAAUCGUACAUUAGAGCUGUGGAAGGAGGUUCCUGGUGAUUGUGACGACGUCUCGGCUCCGUCUCAAUCUAAGUCUUCUUCAGCAGAUAAUGGUAGUGGCGGAUGCUUUCCUUCUAUCACCAAAAGUUUCCAAGAUGUUGGUUUUAAAACUCCACCACCAAAGAAAAUGAUUCCCACUGGCAGUUCUCCUUCAUCAGAUAGUUCUUAUGGGACGACUGCCAAAAAUGAAGUUACUUUGAGAAGUAGUAACAGGAAGACAAGCACAUCAAUGCUCCAUAAAUCGAAUGAUAAAAAACCCUCUGAUUGGAAAGUUGAAAUUGCAGUACCACACUCUACUUCCAAGGUGAUUUGUGCCGAUGAUGUCAAAAUGCGUGACUCUGAUCAUCCCGAAUUAGGAGAGAAGGAAAAUAAUGUAAAUUCUCGGCCAGAAACCAAACGUGCACUCUUCAGCAAAAUCCAAAAUGACAAAGUUUAUAAAUUUGGUGGUUUCAGAUCAGGGUCUAGGGUGGUCCCGUGUCCUGAUGAUGGGAACUCAGAUUUUGUGGCCAGCAAUGGUACUGAAGAAGUUUAUGAUGACCCGAAAGACGCUGAGGAUCUCUCUUUGAUCCGUGAACAACUUCUUCAGAUUGAAAACCAGCAGUCCAGUCUAUUGGACCUUCUUCAGAGAUUCAUUGGGAGCUCCCAGAGUGGGAUGAAUUCUCUAGAGACACGUGUACAUGGCCUGGAGAUGGCUCUGGAUGAAAUCUCAUAUGAUUUGGCAUUAUCAAGUGGAAGGAUCCCAAACAAAGAAUAUGCAGAAAACACUUGCUGCAAACUGCCUGGCGCAGAAUUCUUGAGUUCCAAGUUUUGGAGGAGGACAGAAGGUCGGUUUUCUACCUCGAGGUUGUCUUCAUCUGGGAAUAUGGAAUGCUUCCGUGCCAUACAUAACGCAGCUGAUACUGAAACAUACAACAUAGAUAACCAAAAAUUACAGCACCCACAUGGGGGUGGAUACAUCUUGAACUCAUUGUCAGAUGUUCAUGACCUAAGGGAGAAUUCUGGGUUCCAUUCAAAUAGAACUGUGAAGAACAUCAUCCAAGAGUCUGAGAGGUCACAAGUUUGCAGCGUUGGUGGCCUUGAUGGGACUUCUCCAUCUUCUGUUUCUAAAACCCAAGUGAAUAUAAAUAGGAGAUUAUCUACUUAAGUGGAAUGGAAGUUAUGCUUAAAUACUCAGUUUAGCAGAGACAAGCACCUUGGGAGUUGGGUAAAGGUUGAAGAAUGGCACGAAAAUGGAGCAUUAAAUCUAGAAAAUGAUACAAAAAUAUGAAGCUAACCUUGUGAAAUCAGCCUUUGAGUUGCAUGCGUGUGAAGUGUCUCAUUUGACUCAGCCUUUUGGUUAAUUAUAUACGCGUAGGAUUUAUAAUUUAAGAUCCUUCUUUUAGAGGCAGCAAUUUCUUUGAAGUGCAAUACCAGAGCAAGUCUACCGAAUGUUAUUAUUCUUGCAUACAAAUCUUGUUAAGUUAUGCAAUUGUUGAAAGAAAAGUUUGUCUUGUAUAUAAAUAAAGUUUCACACAAAAAAAUUGGCUUGUCAUUCGUUGCUUUUGUCUCUGUAAUGUUUACUGUUUGUAAUGUGCAUUUUCUGCGACAACUGCGUGGUGUGAUGCAAUAUGCAAUAACAAGCCUCGUUCCGUAUUCUUGGCCAUCCUUAUCAUAACGCCGAUUGGGUAAAGGUCC